Molecule: messenger RNA, 1120 nt
Organism: Phoenix dactylifera (date palm)
Lineage: Eukaryota; Viridiplantae; Streptophyta; Magnoliopsida; Arecales; Arecaceae
Source: RefSeq, a predicted model, not a curated record
UACUGGAUGUGUCAUAACACUCCGGCUUUGAAUGAUAGUAGUCCAAUGGAGUUGUUUUAGGUUUUGCAAGACUUAUAUUUUGUUCGUUUAUAUGUUUAUUUAUCCUCCAACUGAUCAUUUUUCAAUUUGAAACAGGAAAAUACCAGUGAUGAAGUUUCGGGGAUGACUGCUAAACUCUCCUCUGUCCAGCUUGAAAAGGUUUCAACUAGUCCUGCUUUGAAACUUCCCCAGUUAUUUAGUUUAGCUCCAAAUUCAUUAGGGAAAGGCAUGCACACACCAAAGCGACAUGCGUCAGCUACCCAAUCAAACCAACAAAGUCUGCCAGUAGGGAAACCAACCACACCACCCUUUACAAAAGCUCAAACUGAUAGUGCAACACAAGAUAGUGAUGGUUAUCAUGCUCAGAAACUUAGGUGUUCUGUUCGUGAAGCUGCAUUGCCAAGGCUAUCAAACAAUACAGAAUGGUCCCAAGAGAAGAGCAGUGAUGAUGGUCCUGAGCACUUCUUCAUGCCUCUCUCAACAGGUCUUUCCCGAAAAGAGGUAGAUGCCGUUCCAAAUCGAAGAAAACAGCAACUGGUUUUCUCUCCACCAGAAAUCCAUGUCUCCAGGAAUACAAAAGAUCUCCCUUCUAACACCAGGAGCCAGUUAAAUUCAGUGCAAGUUAAGUCAUAUAAAUUGAAUGGACUUGACGAUUAUAAAAAACAGGCAGAGCUACUUCAGCCAGCCCUUGGUAAUGCAUGGAGCACAUUUACCGACAUUGAUGAUAUUCUGGAUCAAGUGUUCUCACCUCCAUUGCUACUGGAAUCAUGCUUCCAGGAUACAUACGAGGACUUGCUCGGGUGAUGUGAAAUUCGCAGAAGUUCUUGAGAAAAUGGGAGCCAAGGUUACAUGGACUGAGAACAGUGUCACUGUUACUGGUCCACCACGAGAUCCUUCCAAGAGAAAAAACUUGCGUGCCGUUGAUGUAAACAUGAAUAAAAUGCCCGAUGUUGCCAUGACCCUUGCUGUUGUUGCGCUAUUUGCGGAUGGUCCAACAGCCAUUAGAGAUGGUAAGUUUUAGCUUGCACUCUUGCAAGCUUAUAACUUGUUCAUAUAAAUUGGUAUCUGAAAUUAGUUGGCA